ACUGUGAAAGAUCUGACGAUAAAAUUGCAUUAUCCUUUUCUAUGUAAAACCCUCAGCUCUACUCGGAGACGAGGCCGUCCAUCUUCAUCCGCGAUUGUCUUCGUCAUUCCUCCGUUGCUGUUUCCUCGUCAAGAAGACAUUCAACAGAUUUGGACCAAGGUGUCUCAAUAUGAUUUUAAAUGGACACUCUACAUGUGGGGGACAGUGGGUGAAUUACAAGACCUGUAAGACCAAGCCAUUGAAGGCAAUGUCUGAUUGUGUUCUUCAUCCACAAACACUCUCUAUUUCGAGGGUUAGUAGUUCUUUGAAAUCUCAACAGGAGCUGAGAUCUUUCUCUCCCCAAGCAGGAGCUCCAGUUGCUCAUCUUUCUGCUGCAUCAUCUCCAUUAUGUGGGCAUCUAGGUCUUUUCACACACAAAAUAUCACCCAACUUAUCCCGAAAACGUCACUCUACUGUUUCUCCAAGAGCAUCAAAGGAUGCUAAUUCUCUAUUCAAUUUCAAGUUCCCCCCGAUGGAUAAAAAGCCAAGAUGGUGGUGGAGGACUUUGGCAGCUUUGCCAUACCUAAUGCCACUCCAUGAAACAUGGAUGUAUGCAGAAACCGCAUUUCACCUCCACCCUUUCCUGGAAGAUUUUGAGGAGUUGACUUACCCUUUUUUGAGUGCUCUUGGGGGACUUCCGAGCUGGUUCUUGAUUGCGUAUUUCAUAGUUGCAUAUCUUGCAGUCGUUAGGAGAAAAGAGUGGCCCCACUUUUUUAGAUUUCAUGUGGUGACGGGAAUGCUGCUGGAAAUUACGCUGCAGGUGACAGGAACCGUGUGGCGAUGGCUGCCUAGUGCCUGGUACUGGGGUAAGGUCGGGAUGCAUUUUUGGACUGCGUUUGCGUUUGCGUUUCUUUUUACGGUUCUGGAGUGCAUCCGCUGUUGUCUUGCUGGUGUAUAUGCGGAUGUUCCGUUUGUUUCGGAAGCGGCUUAUAUCCAAAUCCCUUAUGAAUAAGGUGCAUGUAAUAACUUGAACUGAAUCUUGUUCUUAGUACUUAAUUCUCAACAUUUUGGUCUUUUUAGAACACUAAGUUCCUCAUCAUUUAUGUAAGCGAUGGUUUCUGAGUUCUAUUUAUACAUUUAAACUA
Messenger RNA from Cynara cardunculus var. scolymus (artichoke), 1124 nucleotides. Its product is annotated as protein TIC 20-I, chloroplastic-like. The transcript has 3 exons. NCBI's taxonomy places the organism in Eukaryota, Viridiplantae, Streptophyta, Magnoliopsida, Asterales, Asteraceae. The record is from RefSeq and is a predicted model, not a curated record. The coding region runs from base 170 to 991 and encodes 273 amino acids.